CUAGGGGGACUAUUGAGCCGUUUCGAGCGAAGCGCCAGGCGGCUCGUCUUGCCUGCGAGUAACAGAAUGUUUCUGCGCCGUGUGCCGGGAGGAGUGUGAUCCAGGCGCGGCUGGACAUCGGCGGGGCGAAACGGUUCUGCAUUCGUCCCCGGCAGCUUCCCCCUCCAUGCCGCGCGGAGACGACGGCACGAGCCGCACGCAUCAGCAGCACGCGGGAGGAGGGGGACAGCGGCGGCAGCGGCGGCGGCGGUGGCGGCGGAGUUGCGCGGAGGAGGAGAGGAGCGCCGUCGGUUCCCGCAGGGCUACGAUGUCCGCGACCCGGGUGGCCCGGAGGUUAAACCCUUUAUAGGUGGCAGCCCUUAAACCAGAAGCCUCUCCCGUGCGGGACUUUGUUCUGGGACCGUCUGCCCUGUGGACUCAUGUCAACCCAUCGCCGUGCUCCUUCUCCCACCCACUGAGCUAAAUGAGUUGUCCGGCUGAUGGGAGUCAGGUUGGAACACGCACCACAAGUAACGCAGAAUGUCUUGGGUCAGUGGAUUCUUAGUGGCGAGAGUUGACGACCGCAAGACAGCGUGGGGAGAGCGCAAUGGCAAGAAGUACAAGCGAAAGGGUGGCUCCUCCCUGUGCGGCCCACGCUACAUGAGCUGUCUGCGAGACCCCGAGGCCAUGGAGCCACCCGAGCCCCCCCGCCAGCACCGAGGAAGAGACGGCGGCGCCGGGACUGGAACGGGGGGGGGCAGCAGCUUCGGCCUGCGUUGCGGCUGGCAAGAGGACCACUACGGGAAAAGGGGUGGGACUGGCACAGACGCGGGUCUGAAGUCCGUGGACCUGGCCUUCGAAGAUGGGGAUCUGAAGACGUGGAAAGAUGGUGUGGGGUGCGGGGAGGGCGGCGAGGACGCGGCGGCCACCGGCAGAGAGGUUUCGGCUGCCGACUGCUGGCAGCACGUGGUGCGGGUGUUCCAGUCCAAGAAGUUCCGCUCGGCCAAGCUGGAGCGCCUCUACCAGCGCUACUUCUUCCGGCUCAACCAGAGCUCGCUGACCAUGCUCAUGGGCGUCUUGGUGAUCGUGUGCGGGGUCAUGCUGGCCUUCCAUUGCGCGCACGCGCCCCCGAACGUGGCGUACGCCUGCAUGCUCUCCAUGGCCAUGGCCCUCUUCCUGGCCAUGAUGGCCGUCUGCAACCGUAACGGCUUCCACCAGGACUAUAUGUGGAUUGUCAGCUACCUGGUCAUUGCCGUGCUGGUCGUGGUGCAAGUCUUCGGGGUGCUCAAGGUGGCCCCCCGCAGCGCCUCAGAGGGUGUCUGGUGGUCCGUCUUCUUCAUCUACAUCAUCUACACGUUGCUGCCGGUGCGCAUGCGGGCAGCCGUCCUGAGCGGCGCCGUCCUGUCCUCCAUUCACCUCGUCACGGCCUGGCGGCUCAACGUCGGGGACGCCUUUCUCUGGAGACAGCUGAGCGCCGACGUGCUGGUAUUCCUGUGCACCAACCUCAUCGGGAUCUGCACGCACUACCCGGCCGAGGUGUCCCAGAGGCAGGCCUUCCAGGAGACCAGGGGCUACAUCCAGGCCCGGCUGCAUCUGCAGAGGGAGAACCAGCAGCAGGAACGCCUGCUGCUCUCGGUGCUGCCGAGACACGUUGCUAUGGAGAUGAAGGCUGACAUCAACGCCAAGAAAGAAGACAUGAUGUUUCACAAGAUCUACAUCCAGAAACAUGACAACGUCAGCAUCCUGUUUGCGGACAUCGAGGGCUUCACCAGUCUCGCCUCCCAGUGUACAGCCCAGGAGCUGGUCAUGACUCUUAAUGAACUGUUUGCUCGCUUUGACAAAUUGGCAGCGGAGAACCACUGCCUACGCAUCAAGAUCCUAGGGGACUGUUACUACUGCGUGUCCGGGCUGCCGGAACCGCGGGCUGACCACGCGCACUGUUGCGUCGAGAUGGGCGUGGACAUGAUCGAGGCCAUCUCGCUGGUGCGGGAGGUGACAGGGGUCAACGUCAACAUGCGGGUGGGCAUCCACAGCGGGCGUGUGCACUGCGGCGUACUGGGCCUGCGCAAGUGGCAGUUCGAUGUCUGGUCCAAUGAUGUGACGCUGGCCAACCACAUGGAGGCGGGGGGGAAGGCAGGGCGGAUCCACAUCACAAAGGCGACGUUGCAGUAUUUGAAUGGGGACUAUGAGGUGGAGCCGGGCUUCGGGGGCGAGAGGAACGCCUACCUGAAGGAGCAUAGCAUCGAGACCUUCCUGGUGCUGGGCUGCAGCCAAAAGAGGAAAGAAGAGAAGGCCAUGAUGGCCAAGAUGCAGCGGGCGCGGGCCAACUCCAACGAGGGGCUCAUGCCUCGCUGGGUUCCCGACCGAUCCUUCUCCAGGACCAAGGACUCCAAGGUCUUCAGGCAGAUGGGCAUCGAUGAAAAUUCCAGCAAAGACAAUCGAGGUGCCCAGGAGGCCAUGAACCCUGAAGAUGAAGUUGACGAGUUCUUGGGACGAGCAAUUGACGCUCGCAGCAUCGACCAGCUCCGCAAGGACCACGUCAAGAAGUUCUUGCUGACCUUCCAAACCUCCGACCUGGAGAAAAAGUACUCCAAAAAAGUGGAUGACCGCUUUGGGGGCUAUGUAGCUUGCACACUGCUUGUUUUCUGUUUCAUCACCUUCAUUCAGAUCAUCGUAUUCCCACACACUCCGCUCAUGCUGGGCAUCUACGUCAGCAUCUUCAUCAUUCUCGCCAACAUCCUCUUCAUCUGUGCCAUCUACUCCUGCGUUAAGCUGUUCCCAAGUGCCAUGCAGACUGUGUCAAAGAAGAUAGUGCAGUCUCGCACCAACAGCACUCUUGUGGGAGUCUUCACGAUCAUACUUGUCUUCGUUACUGCCUUUGUGAACAUGUUUGCCUGCGACACCGAGAGCCUUGUAGAAUGUGUGGCCCGCAAGCUGAACACCUCACGGGACGAGGUGACGCCGUGCGUCAUCCGCAACCUCUCGCUGUCGUCGGGCGAAGGGCUUUCCGUGUGCCCCGGCGAAGCCCCAUCCUGCCCCUUCCCUGAGUACUUCAGCUACAGCGUGCUGCUCACCCUGCUGGCGUGCUCCGUCUUCCUGCAGAUCAGCAGCAUCGGCAAGCUGGCGCUCAUGCUCUUCAUCCAGCUCAGCUUCCUGCUGCUGGUCGAGUGGCCCCAGGCGGCCCUCUUCGACAACGCCGACCUCCUCGUCACCGCCAACGCCCUUAACUUUCGGCCUUUUAACGAAACUCUCCCAGGGCCUUUUUUCAAUGAAACGGAGCCAUGCCCAGAGAGUGUGACCAAAGUCCCUCUGAAGGUGAUGACCCCGGUGAUCCUCACGGUGUUUGUACUGGCCCUGUACCUGCACGCGCAGCAGGUGGAGUCCACGGCACGCCUGGACUUCCUGUGGAAACUGCAGGCCACCGAGGAGAAGGAAGAGAUGGAGGAGCUGCAGGCCUACAACCGCCGGCUCCUGCACAACAUUCUGCCCAAGGAUGUGGCUGCCCACUUUCUGGCCCGCGAGCGCCGCAACGACGAGCUCUACUACCAGUCCUGCGAGUGCGUGGCCGUCAUGUUCGCCUCCAUCAGCAACUUCUCCGAGUUCUACGUGGAGCUGGAAGCCAACAACGAGGGCGUGGAGUGCCUGCGGCUGCUCAACGAGAUCAUCGCCGACUUCGACGAGAUAAUCAGCGAGGAGAAGUACAGACAGCUGGAGAAGAUCAAAACCAUCGGUAGCACCUACAUGGCAGCGUCUGGGCUCAACGACUCCACCUACGACAAGGAGGGCCGUUCCCACAUAGUGGCCCUGGCCGACUACGCCAUGAGGCUGCGGGAGCAGAUGAAGUACAUCAACGAGCAUUCCUUCAACAACUUCCAAAUGAAGAUCGGUUUAAACAUAGGGCCUGUGGUCGCGGGAGUCAUUGGCGCUCGGAAGCCUCAGUACGAUAUCUGGGGGAACACGGUCAACGUGGCGAGCCGCAUGGACAGCACAGGGGUCCCCGACCGCAUCCAGGUGACCACAGACAUGUACCAGGUCCUGGCCAGCAAAGGGUACCAGCUGGAAUGCCGCGGGGUGGUGAAGGUGAAAGGGAAGGGGGAGAUGACCACUUACUUUCUCAACGAUGCCCCCCCCAGCAGUUAGAGGCAGCGGCUGUCCCACUUGCAUGAAGGAACAAGAGUCGGUGGGACGGGCUCUUCGCAAGCAAUAAAAAACAGCCGUGAAUCAUCUGCCGUGGAGCAAGACUUCUGUGUGCAGCGGUGGUCUGUUUUUAUCGCCGCACGACAAAGACGGGCUUUUCGUGCGCUGCUUUCCUGCAGGCGAUCCGAGGGAUAGAAAGUCAUUGUUUUCUGACAUUUUUUUUCCCUCGGAAGGAAAUUGACUGAACUUAGAGCAACUUUAUUUGAUUUUUUUUUUUAGUUUCGAGAACAGAUACUUUUGUUUCCACUUUAGGAUUGUUAUUUAUUACCUUUAGUUUUUAUUAAGGUUUAGUUUAGUUUUACCUUUAGUUCAUAAUCCAAUCUUUGUAUGUACAUAAGGAAAAAAUUGACCAAAGACCAAGUGCUUAAUAUGAUAACAUAACAAAUAAAAUAUGAAGAUAUUUUUUUUUUUUGUUUGUUUGUUUGUUUGUUUUAAAUAUUUGCUGAACAAUCAGCUAAUGAAUUGUAUGUCUUCGGACCUGUUUUGAAGAUUUUUUUUUUCCCCCCAAUUAUGGUUUCAGUGUUGACACCACUAUUUUUUUGUUUUUAAUAGUUUUAGGUUUUUUUUAGAAGGUAAAUCAAAUGAAGGACUUCAAAGAAAUUCUUUGGCCUUGGUUCUGGAUUUUACCGCACCUCCAAAGGAUUUUGUCAGAACUUUCCCUGCUGGAGGCAGUCCGGACACUUAACCAGAGACUGCAAGUGGGCCUUUAUACGCACUGUCAAUGUCAUUAUUAUCUUUCAAAGAAGUAUUUUGUGAUACAAAACAAAAAGAAACAAAAAACACCUCUAAACAAGAGGCUGUGGCAUUGGACACCCUGGUACUAGACAGUAUGUUACCUUGUAAUUGUUAUAAAAACGUUUUUUAAAGAAAAUAUACAUAUAGGUAUGAGUGUAUGUAUGGGUGUGUGUGCGCGUGUGCGUAUAUGUAUGUAUGUGUAUGCACACAAUAUUAUGACUGCAUACUGUGCUUUAUAAUCUUUAAGGGGAAUAACUUUUCACUGUGAGGUUUAUAUGACAACAUCAAAAUUUGCUUUCUUGCCAAAUUAACUGCUCCAAAGCAUGUCUGAUUGUGCUAUGUUCUCCUUCUUGUUUUUGCCUUUAUUUCUAGUUUUAAUGUCGCUACU
Molecule: messenger RNA, 5299 nt
Organism: Scleropages formosus (Asian bonytongue)
Lineage: Eukaryota; Metazoa; Chordata; Actinopteri; Osteoglossiformes; Osteoglossidae
Product: adenylate cyclase type 6-like
Exons: 24
Coding region: 520-4119 (1199 amino acids)
Biological process (GO): adenylate cyclase-activating G protein-coupled receptor signaling pathway; cAMP biosynthetic process; intracellular signal transduction
Cellular component (GO): plasma membrane
Molecular function (GO): adenylate cyclase activity
Source: RefSeq, a predicted model, not a curated record